Molecule: messenger RNA, 1896 nt
Organism: Elephantulus edwardii (Cape elephant shrew)
Lineage: Eukaryota; Metazoa; Chordata; Mammalia; Macroscelidea; Macroscelididae
Gene: MYLK2
Product: myosin light chain kinase 2
Exons: 13
Coding region: 1-1896 (631 amino acids)
Biological process (GO): protein phosphorylation; intracellular signal transduction; positive regulation of apoptotic process
Cellular component (GO): nucleus; cytoplasm
Molecular function (GO): protein serine/threonine kinase activity; ATP binding
Source: RefSeq, a predicted model, not a curated record
AUGGCGACAGAAAACGGUGCAGUUGAGCUGGGAAGCCAGGGCCCAUCGACAGAGAAGGAUCCUGGUCCCUCAAAAGUAGAGAAAGGUCCUGGUCCCCCGAAUGCAGAGAAGGAUCCUGGUCCCUCAAAAGCAGAGAAGAGUCCUGGUCCCCUGAAUGCAGAGAAGGAUCUUGGUCCUCCAAAUACAGAGAAGGGCUCACAGCAGAAUUCUGGUCCCCCAGAUCCAAAAAAAGAAUCUGAUUCCUCCAACCUGAAGAAACAUGCCCAAACUCCCACUUUAGAGAGAGGGGAUGGCACCCUGGCACAGCCCUUGGCUAGCAGCCAGGGCCCUGAGAAAGAGGGAGGCCUGGGUAAGGGGCCUGCCGAGGGUAGCACUGGGCAGGCAGCGAGCCUGCCCCAGCAGACUGCAACCACUGAGGCCAGUACUCCGAAGCCCACUUCUGAGCAGGUGACCCCAGGCAGCCAGGAGCCUGGAGAGCCCAAGGCACCUAAGACGGCAGCAGAGGGCCUGACUGCGGCCAGGAGGGGCUCGCCGGCCUUCCUGCACAGCCCCAGCUGUCCUGCCAUUAUCUCCAGCUCUGAGAAGCCGCUGGCUGAGAAGCCCCUAAGUGGGGCCUUGGACCUCGUCUUUGAAGGGGUGCCUGUGACCCCUGGUCCUGCAGAGCCAGGGCCAGCCAAGGUGGCAGAAGGAGGGAAGCACACCCUGGAAGGGGGCCAGAAGGAAGCAGGAGAGGCAGUCCUAGGCCAGGCUGGCCAGGCCAAGGUGCAAGGGGACACCUCAAGUGGCAUCGGAUUCCAGGCUGCUCCCUCGGAGAGAUCGGAGGUGGGGCAGGCCCUCUCUCUCACUGCCAGGGAAGAAGAUUGCUUCCAGAUUUUGGACGAUUGCCCGCCGCCCCCUGCCCCCUUCCCACACCGCAUCGUGGAGCUGAGGACUGGCAAUGUCAGCAGCGAAUUCAGCAUCAACUCCAAGGAGGCGCUGGGAGGGGGCAAGUUCGGAGCCGUCUGCACCUGCACAGAGAAGUCUACUGGCCUCAAGCUCGCUGCCAAGGUCAUCAAGAAACAGACCCCCAAAGACAAGGAGAUGGUGAUGAUUGAGAUUGAGGUGAUGAACCAGCUGAACCACCGCAAUCUGAUCCAGCUCUACGCGGCCAUGGAGACAUCGAACGAGAUCAUCCUGUUCAUGGAGUACAUUGAGGGCGGCGAGCUCUUCGAGAGGAUUGUGGAUGAGGAUUAUCAACUGACCGAGGUGGACACCAUGGUGUUUGUCAGGCAGAUCUGUGACGGGAUCCUCUUCAUGCACAAGAUGCAGGUUCUGCACCUGGACCUCAAGCCAGAGAACAUACUGUGUGUCAACACCACAGGCCACCUGGUGAAGAUCAUCGACUUCGGUCUGGCGCGGAGGUAUAACCCUAACGAGAAGCUGAAGGUGAAUUUUGGGACCCCAGAGUUCCUGUCCCCUGAGGUGGUGAAUUACGACCAAAUCUCCGAUAAGACAGACAUGUGGAGUAUGGGGGUCAUCACCUACAUGCUGCUGAGUGGCCUCUCCCCGUUUCUGGGAGAUGAUGACACGGAGACUCUAAACAAUGUUCUGUCUGCCAACUGGUACUUUGAUGAGGAGACCUUCGAGGCUGUGUCAGAUGAGGCCAAAGACUUUGUGUCCAAGCUCAUUGUCAAGGACCAGGGGGCCCGGAUGAGCGCUGCCCAGUGCCUCGCCCACCCCUGGCUCAACAACCUGGCAGAGAAAGCAAAGCGCUGUAACCGACGCCUCAAGUCCCAGAUCUUGCUGAAGAAAUACCUCAUGAAGAGGCGCUGGAAGAAAAACUUUAUUGCCGUCAGCGCUGCCAACCGCUUCAAGAAGAUCAGCAGCUCAGGGGCACUGAUGGCUCUGGGGGUUUGA